GCAUAGGAGAACAUGGAUAGUUUCACUCAUGUUCCUCCCGGUUUUAGGUUCCAUCCAACGGAUGAAGAACUUGUUGAUUACUACCUUAGGAAGAAAGUGGCUUCAAGGAGGAUUGACCUGGAUGUCAUAAAAGAUGUUGACCUCUACAAAAUUGAGCCAUGGGAUCUUCAAGAGAUUUGCAGAAUAGGAACGGAAGAGCAAAACGAAUGGUACUUCUUUAGCCACAAAGACAAGAAGUAUCCAACUGGAACUCGCACAAAUAGAGCAACUGCAGCUGGGUUUUGGAAAGCGACAGGAAGAGACAAGGCAAUCUAUUCCAAACACGAACUGAUAGGCAUGAGGAAAACCUUAGUCUUUUAUAAAGGUCGAGCACCAAAUGGACAAAAGUCAGAUUGGAUAAUGCAUGAAUAUCGGCUUGAAACAGAAGAAAAUGGCACUCCACAGGAAGAAGGUUGGGUUGUGUGUAGAGUAUUCAAGAAGAGAGUAACAACAAUGCGUAAAGUGAAUGAGCACGACUCUCCCAGUUGGUAUGAUGAGCAAGUAUCUUUCAUUCAAGACAUGGACUCACCGAAGCAGACCUCUCAAUCUAAUCUGGUCUACCAGCUUCCCUAUCCUUGCAAGAAAGAGCUAGAUGUGCCCUACCAGAUGCCUCGUGACCACUUCCUUCCACUUCUGGAGAGCCCAAAACUGCUUCAAUCUGCUUCAGCCAUAACCCCUAAUCCCAUGGCACCAUAUCUUCUAGAUCAUGUCAACCACUCCACCACUCUGCUUCCCUCGUUACUCAUACAAGAAGAACAUGUUAUCGGUCAGCAAAUAAACUUACAGACAACCUACGGCAACAGCAACUGCAAUGAUCAAGCAGUGGAUCAAGUAACUGAUUGGCGAGUGCUUGACAAGUUCGUUGCUUCACAGCUCAGUCAAGAUGGAUCCAAAGAAAACGCCUACUCAAACACCUCAGCCAGUAUCUUUCACGGAACUGACAGUGGCAAUUGCAAUGUACAGUUCAGACAUUUCGACAAACAUGAGAUGGUGGUGCCUCAAGAAAAUGCCUCAACAUCAAACUCCAGCUGCCCAAUUGCAUUGUGGAAAUAGCGACUGCUUCAUAAAUUGGUUUUGGGUACAUACUAAUUAUAGGUACUUAGCUAAAAACAUCUCUUGCAAGUACUGUUUAAGUGCCUGUACAUAAUAAACGUAUAAUGAGCAAAACUUUAACUAUUGUGGAGCUUCUCGCUCCACUGCAUCUAUCUAGCUUCUAGCAUAUAUUCAACUGAAAAGAAAGAAAACGAAUGGGACGUGAUAUACUUAGUAUAAAAAGCCAUAUCUAUAUUUCCCUGAAGAUGGAAAGGUUUCAAAGGGUAAAAGUUGCAUUGGUGGGUACGCAUGCAUGACGAGCUCUGCCAUGUAAACCGAGGUCCAACGACCACAUUCGCUGUUUUCAUUGGAGUGACAGGGUGGUCCACA
Molecule: messenger RNA, 1461 nt
Organism: Vigna umbellata (rice bean)
Lineage: Eukaryota; Viridiplantae; Streptophyta; Magnoliopsida; Fabales; Fabaceae
Product: NAC domain-containing protein 7-like
Biological process (GO): regulation of DNA-templated transcription
Molecular function (GO): DNA binding
Source: RefSeq, a predicted model, not a curated record